Drosophila sechellia is the source of this 2231-nucleotide messenger RNA. RefSeq lists its product as uncharacterized. The coding region runs from base 1902 to 2162 and encodes 86 amino acids. The transcript has a single exon. The record is from RefSeq and is a predicted model, not a curated record. NCBI's taxonomy places the organism in Eukaryota, Metazoa, Arthropoda, Insecta, Diptera, Drosophilidae.
GUGAGAAGAUCGCCAUCGAACUUGGAAUUUGACCCGCUCCUGGGAAAUCACCAGUAAUUAUGUGAUUAAAACGCUCUCGGCUCGUACGCCUAGUAUUGAUUUUAAAUUGAAUAUACUUGUAAUUAACUGAAAGGCCUUCCAUUAUGCCCACUGCACAUGUGGCGUGGAUUUUGACCGAAUUGGAGCAAAGUGUGCAGAAAUUCAGUGAAAUUCCGAGUAUAUAUCGUUGAAUAAAUAGUAUCCUAGCGCUAUCAAUAUUCAUUUCAUAUUAGGAAUUCUCUAAAAUGUUAUAAAAUUCUGUGCACAUUUCGCAGAACAAAUCGUCCCACAUAUUAUAGUCCAAAAUGGAAAAAUAAACAUAACCAUAAGUUAUCUGCUUUCCAGGCAAAAAAAAAGGCCUUCAUAUAUAGAAAAGGAAAGCCUUAAAUAUUAUGAUAAACUUUAUUACUCGAAUCCUCUAUUAUAUGCAUGAAAAUGCAAUUUAUUUGCUAAAUACCGCAGGGGAGGGGGAAAUGACCCUAGAGAGCCACAUUUUCUUCCGCCCUGUCACAUUUGCUUAGGCCUCCUGCAGGAAAACAAUUUAAACUUUCAUUACAGUCAACACAUUUUGCCCUUCUUUUCGGCCCUCUCACACAUUUGGCCGCUUGAGCGACACUCAUUCAUAAAUACGAGACUCUCCAUGGGAGUGCGAGUGGGGCCAUUUUCCAGCUGCUUCACAUCCUUGAGCUCCCCUUCUUCCUGGGACUUCGGACUCCAUCUUUUCAUCCCUUUCGGAAUGUAGAGUACUCUUUAAUAGGGGGUACAAACGAUGUCUGGAAAAUUUGAACACUUAUUAUAUGAUUUAUAAUCAUAUUGCAAUAAUCUUCACGAAGUAAUGAAAUGAUCUACAAUACUGAUAAGUACAUUCCAAUUAAAUGGCUCUUUUUCUGUAUUUAUUUAAAUAAAACUAAAGGCCAAGUGUAUUUAACACAACUCUAAGCUACGGCGACUUGCCUUCCAAUUGGUUGUGAGAAAUUCUCAGGAUUUUUGCGGCAUCUUCUGUAGUUGUAGUGGUGUUGAGUAAUUUCCAGCAACAUCUGUGGCCAGCCCCCGCGUUUCCGCAUCCUUUGCACCCUUCUGCGACUUCCGUUUCCGCUUUCGCCCUCUUAUCAUUAUUGCUCAUCAAGCGUUUCUAAUGAAGUCGUAAAAAUUGAAAACUUUCAAGGCAUGUGAGCGCGUCCUUUAUCUCCUACCCCGCCCAUCGGCAUGUCCUUUUCGUGGCGUUGCGGCUUAUGUGUUUUGCUUUAUUGCCUCUUCUUAUUUUGGUACAGUUUUCCGCGCCCGUCAUUUUAGCUGGGCACUUUUUAUGAGUCUGCCGCCAGUAAACGUUUAUUUUUCUGCGGUUUUCCUCGGCUUCUUUUGGAUUUCUUUGUGUGUUUUCCGCAUUUGUUGUGCAAACUCACAUUAUCAGCUUUAAGCACUCUAUGCCUGCAGCUUUAUAAGCUGGCACACGCCAGCAAAUAUUUACUGGCAAACUCGGUUUGUUUUCUUGUUUGUUCGGUCUCGACCGCUCUCGAUUUAAUGCUAAUUUGGUGUUUCGACUCGUAAAUAAUUACAAUUGCCAAUGGACAAACAUGAGCCCCAGGAAUUGUUUAAUUUCUGUUUGGCUGAAACAUCCAUCUGUGCUGGUUUGCAAACACUAAAAUAAUUAUUCUCAUUUUAGGUGUCAAUUUACAUUUUUGCAAUGCGUUCUCUGAUAAUUUAUGAAUUUAUGAAAACUGAAGCAUAGAAAUGAAAAUUGGAACUCGUCUGCCUGAGCUAUUUUUGUCUCAGAAAAUGUCACUUUUUGGUAAAAUUUUUCGAAAUUAAUUUGACUAAAUUAUAAGUUUCCGAUCUCGGAUAUUUCCCUACCGUCCUUCAUAAUGGUGUGCCGCUUCAAUCCCUUUUACAUUGGACCAGCUCCACCCAGUUGCUGCACGGACUUGAAGUCCGAUUGCGAUUGCCCACCCUGCUCACCGGAUACAGGGUAUCAGGAACCUCGACCCGUUCACGAGGAGUGCAACCCGGGUGUGUCGAAAAAGGAGAACAAGGAGAGCAAGUGCAAUCCUCCUUGCAAAGAAGCCCCCAAAAAGGAAAAGAAGGAGAAGAAGUCCGAGAAUAAAGAUGCCAAAAAAACUAAAUAAAAUUGAUUUUUGCUAGAAAUUGUUCUUAUUAAAAUCUUUAAUAUAUCCUAUUCUUUUUAAAACACAAAA